AACGCUUCAAGCACAGUUAUUUUAAAGCUUCCACCUUAGAUAACACUUUUUUCCUUCUAAUCUAAUGAUCCGCAUUAAAUUGGUACAAAUGAUAUCUAUUCUUCUGCUAGGUUUAUACUUCCAAGUAGCAAACACGGAAUUCAGCGUGGAAUUAGUGCAAGUGUUAUUCAGACAUGGAGAAAGAACACCGCGUGAGAAAGAACUAUGCCCGAGGGAUCUUCUCGAUGUAUCGGUUUACGAACCGUGGGGUCUUGCUCAGCUGACAAACGUAGGAAAAAUGAGGGAAUAUCAAAUUGGAAAAAUGUUAAGAAAUCGUUAUGAUAAAUUUUUAGGAGAUCUUUAUCAUCCUAGUGAUGUGUAUGCAUUUAGUUCUGAUCAUGAUCGAACGAAAAUGUCCCUUCAGCUGGUACUGGCCGGACUUUACCAUCCGGCUUCAGUACAAAUGUGGAAUGAAAAUUUAUCGUGGAUGCCGAUACCAACGCAUUAUAUGCCAGAGAAAGUGGAUGAUCUUAUGAAACCAGAUUUAUCUCCAAUAUACAUAGAAGCUAUGAAAGAAGCAAGAAAGUCGGAAGAAAUUGUUAAAAAAGUAUCUCCAUACAAAAAUCUAUUCAAGUUCCUUAGUGAAAAGACUGGUCUAAAUAUAACUGAAACAAACCAGGCGUACGAAUUAUAUAAUCAGCUGGCAGCACAGAAAAGUAUGAAUCUUGCUAUACCGGAAUGGUGUACCGACGAUGUUUAUGGAAAACUUCAAGAUAUCGUGAAGAUUGAAUAUGAAAUUCGUUCUCAUACACCGUUAAUGAGGCGAUUAAACGGCGGAGCGCUAAUCAGAAGGUUCAUUGAGAAUAUCACAGUAAACGAGGAGUGUGAUAAUCCAAGAAAGAUUUAUCUGUACAGCGGACAUGAAGUAAAUAUCGCUGCUGUUGUGAAAGCACUCAAUCUUACCGAACCCGAAUUACCACCCUACGGUUGUGCAAUUAUAGUUGAGAAAUUGAGGGACCAAGCUGGCAAAGUUUAUAUUAAGAUGCUGUUUUGGAGUGGAAGUACAGAACAGUUAAAAACUUAUAAAAUUCCGGGAUGCGACGAAAUUUGUCCACUCGAAAAGUACAAAGACAUUGUAAAAGACCUCAUUCCAUCGGACGAAGAAGCUAAUCACAAAUGGAAUUAUUUAUCAAAAGAGGAAUUACAUAAAUUGUAUGAAGAACGUAUUAAUCUCAAUUAAAUGUUUUCUAACAGUAAG
Molecule: messenger RNA, 1237 nt
Organism: Habropoda laboriosa
Lineage: Eukaryota; Metazoa; Arthropoda; Insecta; Hymenoptera; Apidae
Product: venom acid phosphatase Acph-1-like
Exons: 6
Coding region: 65-1219 (384 amino acids)
Biological process (GO): dephosphorylation
Molecular function (GO): phosphatase activity
Source: RefSeq, a predicted model, not a curated record